UUCCCGGCUCGCUCCGCCCGCCAUGUUGCGGCGGCGGCGGGAACGGGAGCGGCGGGAUCGCGGGGCGCUCGGAGCAUGCGGGGCGCAGGCAGCGGGCAGGGCGCGGAGCGGCGUUCCGCGGGCGCGGCUCCCGCGCAGUGGGUGCUCAUUGCCCCAGAGGCUGCAAUUGACCCCCCAAAGACACCUGACAGCGAACCCUUGUUUACGAAACUGCGCAACCCAAGCACAGGGGAAGCAACCCUUUACUUAUUCAAUAGUGGUGCACAGCAGCUGUUUGAAGUAAAAGCUUUCCAUGAGGAACGUCGUUCCUGGUUUAUAGGUCAGACUGUUCAACAGGAUGGGCGCCUGCUGUUUGUUACACCAAUGGACCCCUUAUUUCUGAUACUUUACUACCUCAUAAAGGCAGACAAAGAGCAGCAAGGAAAGUUCCAGCCACUUGAUCAAGUUGUGCUAGACUCAGAAUACCCUAGCUGCCCAUUGCUGCUGAAGUGUGCAGAUGUUAAACAGUACAUACAGCACGUAACAGAAGAAAAAGAGAUUGGUGGUCAGAAAUUCCACAAAUACAGCCAAGAGAAGACACUGAAGUGGUUAAAGAAAAAGGUUAAUCAAACAGUGAAAGCACUUAAAAGCAACAAUAUAUCAGUAGGUGAAAGGGUGCUUGCAAGUACAUUUAUCAACAGUAAACAGAUCACAGAUGCUCAGGAAGACUAUGUACGGUAUGCCCAUGGGUUAAUAUCAGAGUAUAUUCCUGAAGAUCUGAGUAAGGAGUUGUUAAAACACUUGGGGCUCCCAGAACUUAGAAGCCCAGCACCAGAGCCACCAGUGAAGCUGCUUAAGUGGCACCAUGUCAAAUCCUCUGGCAAUCCUUCACAUUCUGUCACCAGAAAAUGUGUUAUAUUUGAGAAAAUAAAGGCAAGUUAGCAGGCAUUACCUUGUUUUGGUUUUAGGCUGAGACCUACUGGGGGAGUUUGGGUUGUUUAGCCUGGAGAAGAGAAGGCUCCAGGGAGACCUUAGAGUACCUUCCAGUACCUUAAGGGGGCUACAGGAGAGCUGGAGAGAAAACUUUUUACAAGGGCAUGUAGUGACAGGACAAGAGGCAAUGACCUUAAGCUGAGAGAGAAUGUAGGUUUAAAUUAGAUUUAAAGGUAGUGAUACAGUGGAACAGGUUGCCCAGAGAUGUGUGAGCUUCCAUCCCUGGCAGUGUUCAAGGCCAGGUUGGAUGGGGCUCUGAGCCACCUGGUCUAGUGGAAGGUAUUCCUGCCCAGGGCAGGAGGGUUGGAAUUAGAUGAUCUUUAAUGUCCCUUCAAAGCCAAACCACUCUGUGAUUCUGUGUUUCAUUUACUCUUUAAUUAUUCUUCCUUCUUUCACUUUUUUCCCCACUCUCUUCUCCUGAGUCCUACUAUUGCCUUUUCUUCCUUCUUAUAUUAGAGAUGGGUCUGUGGCUAUUCUGCACUAAUAUGGUCCCUGCCUGAUAGAACAUAUGCCAGGUUCUGGCUCUCAUCUUGUGGCUUCUGAUGCGGUCUUCCAACUGGAUCAGCAUAUUGAGUUUUACUUCUGUCUUGAAUAGAGUGAUUUCUAUUCUUUCUUCUGCCCCUGUGCUUAACCUCUUUAUUUUUAUUGAAAAUGAUGUUCUGAGGCAAAAGACUUCUUCCAUUUUGGGUCCACACAUAGGUUAACUUCAAUAUCUAUCCAAUCCCUACAGUACAGCAGCUUCACUUUCUCUUUUUUAAUUCCCUUUUUGCCUCUGUGGCUAAACAACCUUGUACUGUUUGUUUUAAUUUCCUUUCCAAGGUCUAACUCAGCUUGACUUUUUGGCAGUUCUCACUUAGUCCCAGGAUUACCUGACCCCUAAACUGAUUUUUUUUUUGAUAUUUCCUUUCCCCCAGUCUUUUUUCCACCCAUUCAUUAGAGACUUCUGCUUACACCUAGUGUCAGUUGGAUUUUUUGGGGGAUGGAUAGGGGGUGGUGGAAUGUGUGUGCAUCUGUGUGAGCAAGGAGCCACAUUUAUAGUGUUUAGUCUGAAAAGCUUUUUCCUCCAAGAUUUUCACCUUGUUUGAAGUAGAAGAUCCAAAAUCACUUCUUCAGUCUUUUUCUUUUACCUUCCAAAUGUCUUCCUCACACAUGAAGUCCCUUUGCUUUGCCUCAGACAAGUGAGGCAUAGGGUUUGCAAAGUUUGCCCCCCUAGAACCAAUAACCCCACUUUGGAUAAUCCUUUCCAUUUAAUUUGAACUGGGCAGCCUCUGUCUGCUGAAAUGAGAUUGCAUACCACGCUGGCCUUUCCUGCAGUGUCCCUGCUACUUAGUGAAACAAAGUCUAAAAAAACCCUCAUUUCUGGCUCGUUCAGUGACUGUUCUGUUUAGCAGCAUGUCAGCUAGCACAUAGAGGAAUAAUUGAGCCCUACUGUUAUUAAUAGCAUUUGUUUUCCAAUGGAUAUCCAGAGAUAUGUUAUUUCCAUGUGGCUGGACAGUUGUUCUGGCUGCACAGUUACUUGGCCCUUUGAUUCAGUUAAGAAUUAUCUUUAUGUGUUGUAAGAAAUAUUAAGCCCACAUCAGGAGCCAACUGAUAGUCAUUAGCUAUAUAAGCAUGUUAAAACAACUGUAUUAAACUGCAUGUGAUGUACAUUCCAUAUUGUGUACGAAUAGCUUUUAUACCGCUGGGAUAGUUCUGAGAAUCUAUUUUUAAAAGCAGUUUUAUUUCAGCAGUUUGGUUGCAGAGGAAAUGAGGCUUAAAACUGUUCAGUUGUUGGGUAGUGAGACCUUGCUGAGGAUCUGAUUAAUUUCCAGAGCACUGACCAGGGUGUGUAUGAUGUUUCUGUGUUUAAGUCCUUGCAACUUCAGAGAUUAAAACACUCCUUUUUUUCACAAUCUCAGAGGAGCAAUGUAGGUUUAUACAUGGAAACUUUGUCUCCUUUAGACCGUUUUUAAUCACUUGUGUUGACAUUUCUCUUCAUGAGGGCAAGGUGUAUCAUCAGACAUUAUAUAUGAUUAUUCCAAAAUAAGGUUCUAACAUGCAUUUCCUGUUUUUGAAAAAUAAUUGCACGUUUGGACAUUACGUUAAACUCUGAAAGAUGUAGAAACUUCAGUGAUCAGCCGAAAAGCAGCGACACAUUCUCUUUCUUGAGCAAGAACAAACUGGGUGCAGCCUGGUCUUUGUGAUUUAAUGAUUAAAUCAAAAUUGCAUGUUCUUUGUAUUAAUUGUAAGCCGUUGAUCUUGUGUUGUAAUCAUCGCACUGUCCAGUUUGUCAGCACGGGGAGUCUGGCUAUUGGCAGAUGAUGAGAGACAUUUACAAAGAAUAUGUAGGCUUUGCUACAACUAAACAGCAAAUGUUUUGCUGAAAUGCAAACAUUUUUGUUAUAAGUUUUAAAAACUUGUUUAUCAGAUUCCAAAAAGAGGAGAAAAGUAAUUCUUCAUUAGAUUGUCAUUUGAAAAUGUAAUCACAGCACAGUAAACAGCCUUCUAAAUAGGCUGAUCCAGAUUCCAUUGAAAUCAAAAGAAAAGGCUUCAGUUGGAUCUGGUUCUAAGAGCUGAGAAAUCUAGGCUGCAGACCUGGCUUCUGUGCCAAACAGAAGAGGGAGGGGGAGAGAGAGAGAGAGAUAUCAGAAGCACCAUAAGCAAAAUGAAUAAAACAGGAUCUUAAAAUGUAUGGUACCAUCCAAGUUGCUUGCAAAAUCACUCUCUUUGGCACAAAA
Messenger RNA from Haemorhous mexicanus (house finch), 3689 nucleotides. RefSeq names its product ribonuclease H2 subunit B (gene RNASEH2B). Gene Ontology annotation, biological process: ribonucleotide metabolic process; RNA catabolic process. The record is from RefSeq and is a predicted model, not a curated record. Lineage: Eukaryota; Metazoa; Chordata; Aves; Passeriformes; Fringillidae. Gene Ontology annotation, cellular component: nucleoplasm; ribonuclease H2 complex. The transcript is spliced from 10 exons. The coding region runs from base 76 to 921 and encodes 281 amino acids.